This is a messenger RNA of Postia placenta MAD-698-R-SB12, 1611 nucleotides long. RefSeq lists its product as hypothetical. The record is from RefSeq and is a predicted model, not a curated record. The coding region runs from base 1 to 1611 and encodes 536 amino acids. The transcript is spliced from 2 exons. Lineage: Eukaryota; Fungi; Basidiomycota; Agaricomycetes; Polyporales; Adustoporiaceae.
AUGCAGAUCAGUCAAGGACCUUCGUUGCCUGUGGAGCUCUGGAUGCAGAUCUUGGACAAUGUUACCGAGGAACAGAACCUCGAUGCAAUAGCAAGAUGCGCCAGGGUCUGCCAGUUCUUCAAGCACAUGUGUGAGAAGCACUUAUGGGAUGGCUUAGGGUUCUGGGACGAUGAAGACAUGGAGCGCCUCAAGACAGACACUGCAGAGACGGGGAUCGGAGGCUGGCGAGGACCACAACGCGUAACCAUCUGGAGCGGAAAGGACUCGAAAUCGAUUCCACACGUGGCCACGUUCGCAUCUAGAUUUGCAGGCAGAUGGACUCGGAUCGAGCAACUGAGAUUCGCUGAGACGUCGUGGCCGUCGUCGCUCCGGGCCGCCGACGCCGCCGUUUUCCGGAAUUUGUCCGGCUUUGCCUCGAUCACCAAACUCGACUUGUAUGACGUCACGUUUCCAUCUAUCGUCACGUUUGGCGCCCUCAUUUCUGCUCUGUCGGGCCUCAAUGAGCUCUAUCUCCUGGAUGUCAACUUCACCGGAUCCUCAGUUCUGUCCAACCCUCGCACCCUUUCUGAUUUUCGCCUGCUGCCACCAACCAAGAACCUGCGGAAUAUUAUCGUGGGUUACGUGUCCGAAGACGGCCAUCAUGGGUUCCAUCCUUCUGCGUGGCCGUGCUAUAUAGAACUUCUGACUUUCAUGAUCGCAGUAAGCAACCCCUGUGGCAAGUCCCCUCGCGUCUAUCCAUGGGGCUCCGUCCGCAACUUGCGAUUGGACGAGAAUGUCUGGUGGAAAUUCUCCUCCUCUUCCAUUGCCCGGCUUCUGCAUGCACUUCCAUCACUCGAGAACCUCAAUUUCGCGACUGCAGAUAGUAACGUUGCGGACCUCGAGAUCACAAGUGUCCCUGCGCAGCCCAGGCUGGAACCAAUCGCAAUUGGCGUGUAUGGUGCCAGUGCCCAGCCUCGGAAUGUGGCUCAUAUUAUCCGUCGCUUGAUCGACAUGGACUAUCCCCUUAGAAUUAUGCGGAUUUAUGCUGCGGUAUAUCCCUUCCUAGAAGACACUGAUACGUUGGUGGCUACCGCCAUCAAUGAAUUGGUUCAGCAUGCAGGGCCGUCACUCGACGAUCUUGGUCUUUUUCUCAAAGGCAACAAAGACGAUGCAGACUGGGCCCCUUUUGGUGAGCAUUCUGAACUUGAUGCUGCUGCAGAUCAACAUCGUCAAUGUGAUUUCUUUGAGAACACAAACCCCACAUCCCUUCGAAUCCAUGGUUGCGAUGCAUCCUGCCUUGGCGCGCGCGAGAUUCUGUCCCACUUCACAUUAAGAUGCGUCUCUUCCGUCAACGUCCGCUUCAAACCGCUGGCCCGAAGUGACCGGAGAGAGUUGAGCGAGGGUCUCUCGCAAUUGGACACCGUGCUUUUGCCUUCUGUCUUCCACAAUCUCGUACACGUACUGAUAUCUGUGAGAUUCGCUCGGUCUAGGUGCCACGUAGAGAUGAAAGAAAUGACAGAGUGGGCACACUUGGUGAAGUCAUGCUUAGCUAGACUUCAUGAAUUGGGAAUUCUAGGGUGCGUAUCGGUUCACCCAUGCGCUAUUGAUAAUAAUAAUGAUCCAUCUCACUGA